Messenger RNA from Adelges cooleyi (spruce gall adelgid), 584 nucleotides. RefSeq lists its product as uncharacterized. The record is from RefSeq and is a predicted model, not a curated record. The coding region runs from base 40 to 477 and encodes 145 amino acids. The transcript has 2 exons. NCBI's taxonomy places the organism in Eukaryota, Metazoa, Arthropoda, Insecta, Hemiptera, Adelgidae.
AACAAAGUUAACUGUGACGCUAUUGACAGAUCUGUUACAAUGAAGACUUUCGCAAUCAUUUUUAUCGCUAUGGUUUUUGGACGCUGCGCGUUGAGCGAUUCCAAUGAAAGUGGUGCAAAAGGCGACAAGUGCCAGCCUCAUGAUAAAAUAAAUUCGAUACACCCUCAGACUCUGUUGGCGUUCAUGUCAUAUGAAAAAGAUACGGACGAGUUAAAGGGAAGUCUCUCGAAAUUUUGGAAUAUAGCCGCUCAAGGGCGCGUUUCCUCUGAUCAAGCUGACCAGGCAUUGGAUUUGGAUGACCAAUUCAACCAACAGUUUGACACAUUUUAUAAGGACGAAGCCAAGUUUGUAGCCAUCCAACCCAAGUUGAUAAGUUUACAAAACACGUUGUUCCCCAUCCGUCAAAUCACCAAACUAAGUUGUGAUGACGAUUAUGCUUUCCAACUCACAGUAGUGUCUGACGAAGACGAUGAUUAGCAGACAGUUAACGAUUGUCCAUCGACAUAUUUUAACCACAGAAAUUGUCACAAAUAACACUAAUAAUUUGUCAUUUGUGAAAAUAAAAUAUGUUCAAUAUUUCGGUC